AAUUUUGAUUUUAAACUGAACUAAGUAUUCGUAUGUUAUUCGUUGACAAGUGAGUUUGUUGAUUCAUGGAUAAGCACUAAUUAUGAAAAAUUAAUUAUAAGUGCGGGAAACAAAGGAAUCAUAUUACCGUAAAAUUUCCAGAAAAUUAAUAGAGUGUGUUUUAUUUGAAGGUGCAACAGCUGCAAAUAUAAAAAAGAAAAAUAAUGCAAGACCAAUUAAAAGAGUUGGCAGUAGCCUUAUAUGAUAUUGGAGCUGUAAAGUUUGGAGAAUUUAUAACCAAAGUUGGUCUGAAGACACCUAUAUAUUUUGAUUUACGUGUUAUGAUAGCAUAUCCUCAAAUAAUGUCUAGAUUAGCAAAAGCUCUUUGGCAAUUAGCAAAGACUCAAACUGAUACAAUUCAACUUUGUGGGGUACCUUAUACUGCUCUUCCAUUAGCUACUUUAAUUUCAGCAGAAUAUAAUAUGCCAAUGUUGAUUAAGAGAAAAGAAGCUAAGAAUUAUGGUACAAAAAAUCUUAUAGAGGGUAACUUUAAGUCAGGCGAUCACUGCAUAAUAAUUGAGGAUGUAGUUACAAGUGGAAGUAGUGUUUUAGAAACUAUAUAUGCUUUAAAAGAGGAAGGCUUAAUUGUAACUGAAGUUUUGGUGGUAAUUGAUAGGGAACAGGGUGGAAGGAAAAACCUAGAAAAUAAAGGAAUCAAAAUGCGAAGUCUUUAUGAUGUAACUCUAUUAAUGGAUUGCUUGUUAGAUCAUGGUAAAGUUACACCAGAAAUUGUAAAAGAUGUAGCAAAUUAUUUAAAAUCGUGUCAAGCACCAAUUCCUUCGUUUCCAGUGAGUAUAGUGAACGAAAGACUGAAAACACCAUUUAGUUUACGUGCAAAUCAAUCCAAAAACGCAGUGGCUUCUAAAUUGUUUCAAUUAAUGGAAACAAAACAAUCCACUUUGUGUUUGGCAGCUGAUUUGACAAAAAUAAAUUCUAUUUUAGAAUUGGUUGAACUUGCUGGACCACAUAUCGUGAUUUUAAAAAUACAUGUAGAUAUCAUAGAAGAUUUUUCCUUUGAUUUUUUGAAACGUCUAAAGGAAUUAGCAAAGCAACACGAAUUUCUGAUUAUGGAAGACAGAAAAUUUGCAGACAUUGGUAAUACAGUCUUAUUACAGUAUAAAAACGGAAUAUACAAAAUAGCAGAGUGGGCUGAUAUUAUUACAGUACAUCCAAUUGCUGGACCUGCUAUUAUAGAUGGUUUGCAAAGUGCCUUAAAUGGUAUUGUUGAACCACGUGGUAUUUUUAUGGUUGCUGAAAUGUCUGCAAAGAAUACUUUAACUACUGGAGAUUAUGUACAAAGGGCAGUGUCAAUUUCUAAAGAAUCUGAUAUGGUAAUUGGUCUAGUAUGUCAAUCAGAUAUUAUUCCAAAUUUAGGAAUGCUUCAGUUAACACCUGGUGUUAAGUUACAAGACAAUUGUGAUAACUUAGGUCAACAAUACAACACACCUGAAUCAGUUGUUAAAUCGGGUGCUGAUAUAGUCGUUGUUGGUAGGGGAAUUAUUGAAGCAACGGAUCAGUUAGGUGCUAUAUUAGAGUACAAACAACAGCUUUGGAUAGCUUAUAAGAAAAGAUUAUUGAGAUAAGUAAUAUGAAAUUAAUAUAUAUCUAUAUAUAUAUGUGUAUAUAUACAUAUAUAUGAAAAAUACAUUUUUACUAUAUUUAUACAUAAGAAUAUUUGUAUAUCAUUUGAAAAUAGUACAACUAAUAUACCAAUAUCAACAAAGAAAUCAUUAAACAACAAUUAUUUUACAUACAAAAUUGUAACAAAGUAUAUGUAUGAUUUCUGAUUAACCCAAAAUUUUAUCACUUAUACGAGAUUGAAAUUAUACUAUAUAGAUACAUACACAUUUAGUAGUUGUGUUAUGUAAAAUAUUUGGUUUUAUAUUAUAAAAUAUAUGAUUUUUAUUUAUUUUGUAUCUUACAAUUUUAUAGUUUCAAGCUUCCUUACUUUUAGUAAGUUCUUCAACUAAUUUUCGAAAUACUUGCGCAACUUGACUAUUGGGAAGAGUAACUAAAACACUUUGAGCUUUAUCUUGUAAUCUACCAACCUGAGGAUCUAUAGGUACUUUAACUAAAAAUGGUAUCUUUACCAUUUCUGAAAGAGCUGUUCCUCCACCCGAUGAAAAUAUAUUUGUACACUCCUAAAAACAAGAAAAUAGAAAAGAAUUAAGAAAAUAUUUACUAUUAUAACAAAUUAAGUUUUUGAAUAAUUUUUUAUUGGAAGUCUUACUUCGCAAGAUGGACAAACAAAACCACUCAUAUUUUCCACAAUACCAAUUAUAGGAAUCCCAGUUUUUCUACAAAAUGUAACUUCUCUCAAGACAUCAUCAACUGCAACUGCUUGAGGAGUCGUAAUUAAAAUUGCACCAUCACAUUUAACAUUUCUGAAAUUUAUUUGGAAUUUACUGAUACGAAAUUUAUAUAUAUAUAAUAUGUUUUAAAUGAUUUCUUAGCCUAUAUAGAAGGAUAUUAUAAAAAUCAUAAAGAUAAUUGCUUUACUUUAAGUUUUCCAUCACUGUGAUAUGUUCAUCUGAAGUACCAGGUGGUGUAUCAAUAAUUAAGUAAUCAAUAUUUUCCCAUACUACAUCUGUUAAAAAUUGCUUAAUCAUAGCUGUUUUUUUAGGACCACGCCAGAUUACGCUGUCAUUUUGAUUUUUUAAUAAAAAACCGAUUGACAUAACAGAUAGUCUUUGCUCUGUAUCAGCAAAUACUGGUACCCAUCUACAAAGACGUAUUAUAUAGAAUUGUUAACUUGGCG
Messenger RNA from Vespa velutina, 2797 nucleotides. It is a transcript of the gene r-l, whose product is annotated as uridine 5'-monophosphate synthase. Bases 204 to 1622 code for a protein of 472 amino acids. NCBI's taxonomy places the organism in Eukaryota, Metazoa, Arthropoda, Insecta, Hymenoptera, Vespidae. Gene Ontology annotation, biological process: 'de novo' UMP biosynthetic process; 'de novo' pyrimidine nucleobase biosynthetic process. The transcript has 5 exons. The record is from RefSeq and is a predicted model, not a curated record. Gene Ontology annotation, molecular function: orotate phosphoribosyltransferase activity; orotidine-5'-phosphate decarboxylase activity.